This is a messenger RNA of Struthio camelus australis, 1031 nucleotides long. The record is from RefSeq and is a predicted model, not a curated record. NCBI's taxonomy places the organism in Eukaryota, Metazoa, Chordata, Aves, Struthioniformes, Struthionidae.
UGCAAAUGGUGUUUCCACCAAAGAAACAAUGUGUCAGCAAAACAGCUGAUCUACAAUUUAGCAAGGAUCCCAAUUUUAACUUUAGCUCAAAUAUGCCGGGAGAUGGUGUCUUCAAAGCUACAAACCAAGGGCUUCCUAAAUCUGCCAAGAAAAUGGAACCACUUUCAAAAAAGACAGCUGCAAGAGGACCUCUAAGCAGAUACAAAUUAGAGACAGAGCUGAAGACCAAGAAUCAGCUGUUAGAAACAGCUAAACAACAACUGCACUCCCGACUAGCAGGAGCACAGGGCACUAUAAAAGAGCUAAGGGAGGAGAAUGAAGGCCUGCUACAGGAAGUUGAGAAGCUCAAGAAAUUUCAGGAGACCUGCAUGGUGAUUUUAGAAAGCAGAAACAUUGAUCCAGUUACAGGCAACAAGAUUUUGGAGGAGGAAGAAAAGACAAAGGAAUGUCGGAAGCAGACAAUGCUGUUGACUGAGAAGCUCAUAGGAGAAUUGAGGCUGUUUAAUCAAACAGCAGCAAAAGAAAAGGAGAUGCUUCAGACAGCAAUGGCUAAGUGGAAAUUGGCAGAAGAAGAGAGAUACCAGUCCCUGGAGAAGCAUUCCUUCUUUCAAGCAGAAAUGGAGCAAUGUUCAGCAAUGCUUGAUCAGAUGGAGCUGCUUCUGGCUAUGUGAGGCUCAAGGACUGACUGUACUGCCUUUUUUUUUUUAUAUAUAUGCUUUACUCCUAGUUCAUUGAUUUCUUUACACUGUAAACCUAGCUGUUAUGUCUGGCAGUCUGAAUCAAUGAGCUGGGCAUUGUGGCAUCUGGAUGAACAUUACUGAGCUGUCUCUGGUGGGGUAGCAACUGAUGGAGAUGGGAAAAGUGGUGUAGGAGAGAGCGGUAACGACCUGCUACGGAGGGGAAAGUGCUUGUAGCUCUUGUGGCUCUCUCAGAAGGUGCUGGAGUCCAGGCCGGACUAGGCAUUGUCUCUUCCUGCAUACCUUCCUGGUGAACGGCUUAGUGCUUUAACCCGGUAAUACUUUGUUACUAGU